This is a messenger RNA of Dromaius novaehollandiae (emu), 13622 nucleotides long. RefSeq lists its product as uncharacterized. Gene Ontology annotation, molecular function: zinc ion binding; double-stranded RNA binding; single-stranded RNA binding. The record is from RefSeq and is a predicted model, not a curated record. Gene Ontology annotation, cellular component: precatalytic spliceosome. The transcript has 20 exons. NCBI's taxonomy places the organism in Eukaryota, Metazoa, Chordata, Aves, Casuariiformes, Dromaiidae. Bases 212 to 1987 code for a protein of 591 amino acids.
AGUGACGAAAGGAGGUCCCGGAUGUGGUUGUUGUUCCCGGCUCCGCUAGGGACGUGCCGGCAGAAACGCGUUGAAAAAGGACAACUCAACUUACUUUAUGUAAUUCACCCGAGUAACACUUCCUCCCUCUCUGCCUCCGAGUUAUUUGUCGAAAAGUAAUAUGUAAAGAAGUGGACUUUUUGUCCUAUGUGCAGUGAACCAGUUUUGCAGGAUGAGCACUGUAAAUGAAGAAGUUAAGCCAGAAGAUGCUAAACUGCAAUCUGAAAAAAAAAUAUACUAUUGUGAAGUUUGUAAAGUUCCAUGUAUGAGUUCUAUAAGUCUUCAGUCACACUAUCGUGGUGCAAAGCAUAGAAAGAAAGAGAAAGCCCUGAGACCCAAGACUGUCUGUUGUCCUCCUGCUCCAGUCUGUUCUGCGGGGAAGUAUGAAACACAAAGACCAGUGAAGCGAGGACUGACGAAGGACAUAACCUCUCUGAAGGAUUUUAUGAACGAUCUCAAAAGAGAAGAACCUCUAGUUGGAUUAGAACAUGUGGUUGAAAUCAGAUUUGAAGGAAGAAAAGAGCCGCAUUAUGAGUGCAAGCUGUGUGGGUUUAAUACAGAAAUGGCACUUAUGAUAGAACAUCUUAGUGGCUAUAAACACAGAAGAGCAUACCUUUCUAAAGAAUUUCCGGAUAAAAUGAAGAGAAAGACAACAGAUGUAAAGGAAUGCAAAGUCUCAUUUCUCAGACGGAUAGCAGGAGAGAUAGAGAAGACUGAAGGGUUAAAAAUGUAUAAGAUUGAAGGUUGCAUAAGACCAAGUACCUCACCCCUAUCAAAGAAGAAAGCAAGGUGGGAAGAUGAUUAUAAGCGUGAGAAUGAUCCCAUUCGGAAACAGAAAGCUCUAGAGUUCUUGGAGACUUUUCACAUCACUUCAGGCUCGGAAGCCACACUUGUCGUUCAUAUUACGCAGGAACUCACAGAAGCUUUGAAGGCCUUUUGUGAAAAGAAAGCAGCAGUUAAUUAUGCUAAUAGUCUGAGGCCACUGAUGUCAAUAUCUGAAAGUGAAUUUCCAUCAAGGAAAAGCAUCCAAAACCACUAUAAGCCAUAUGGAAAAUCCAGAGGAAACUCUAACUGGAAUCAAGCUUUUUUGUCUCAGUAUGAACAGUGUACUGCAAAUGCUUCAUUUGCUCCUGCUAACUCAUACAGUUACCAAACAGAUGAUGGUUCAUCUUCCUGUGGACUAAGACCUAAUGAUUUUGAAGUCAUGUCUGCACUUAGUGACUCUUUCGCUCUUCAGGCUGGAAGUCCUCCCAGUGGUGUCAAAAAAUGGCUGAGACAGUGCAGCAGAUCUGCUUCUGACAGUAAUUCAGCUGGUGGAACGUCUACCUAUGAGACAAAUUCAGUGAGUGAGUAUUCAGAAGAAUAUAUAUCCAGUGAUGUGCGAGGAAGUAAUCUCCCUGUCAGAAUGUUAUAUGGUGGGGAAAGUAUAAAUUGGAGGAAUCAACAAGCAUAUACAAAAGCAAGGAAUAUAAGUGAUCAAGGAUUUUGCUAUCCCAGUUCUUCUGCCCCAUAUGCUUUAUCUGGGAGAUACUCAACAAACUAUCCUUCACAAAGCUUUUCUUACAAGGGUGAUGAGUCUAGGAAUACGUGCAUAUUUUCUGCAAAUUCUGCUUCUUCAGGAAGAGGUAGCUCCAGGUGGAACCAGGAAUCUAGGUGUCUGGAAUUUAGGCAUCAGAAGUCAGACUACAGAAGUGAUUGGAGUUCACAUCAUUAUUACUUUUCUGGGAGUUGUUCAUACGGAGAUUACCAACAGUGCCGAAGCUCGGAUAAGAUGUUUGAUGAAGAUGCUGCUGGUCUUACUCCCAACAUUUUGAAUAGACUACGAGGAAAGGAUUUACCUACAAUGACCAGGAUGCUGAAACAAUUGACUCCAUAUUAUCCAGCACUUCAAAAACUCAAUAUUCAGACAUUAGUCAAUGUGCUAAUAGAAACUAGAGAAAAAGAUUAAGAAGUAACAACAGCUGAACUGGAACCAUGAACAGAUUCAAGAAUCUCCAUCUCUUGGCUUUCAGGAAAGAGACUGCAUUUAAUUCUGUGUUUGUUUUUGCAAGGGAAAUGGAUACACUACAUUUCUCUUUAGCAGAAUGAAUGGAGAAUGUCACAGCAAAGCUGCUCUCUGGGUUUAAUAUGAUGUUACAUGAGAAAAUGUAAACAGUUCUGGGGGAUAGGGCUAUGUAGAAUUGUGAGUGCUAAGCAUCAUUGCCUCAUCUGGAGCAUUUCUGUGACUACUUGCCUCCCUCCGUAAGGCCAGCCAGCAUCUCAUCCUAGAAGCAUGACGCCUGAGAGGUGGUGAUUUAGAUUGUCUUAUUCCUUCUUACUCAGUUCAACCCUGCCGCCUUUAAAGGAGGAUUCAGCUGAUACUAGGAAAAGGAAACCAUAAAUCCAGGCACCUGACUGUUUAAAGCUCCUGGUUUUAAAAACAAAACCAAAAUCUCUAGUGUCCCUCAAGGUACCAGCUAUCUUCGUGAACAUAUCCUGAAGAGUAACAGUUUCAGGUAAGUAAUAUUUCUUCUUGAAUGUUUUUUUUAAUUGAAUUGGAUAAGGUAAGCAUGUUCUGUGUUAAGCAAGCAGGCUUCACUUACUUCCUGUCAGUUUUGUCUUGCACCAGUAAGGAAAUUAAAUCAGUUUACAACUGGAUUUAAGACUUAAGUGUACCCAUUCUUCUGUAGAUGACAUCCUCCAUUCCCCCUUAGGUGGCUUGCUUUUAACUCAAGGCAGUAUCCCCCCCCCCCCCCCAAUCAGUAGGUUUCAGGAUAAUCAUUUUGGUUUUUUUAUGUUACCAAUUUGCUACUUUGCUUUAGGACCUUCUGUAGUGUUACCCGAUCCUUUUAUAUAUACUCAGUUAAAGUAUGGGCUAGGAGGAUGACAGUGUCUAUAGUUCAGUGUUGAUCAUUAGUUCUGUUACAGUGAAAUGUGAAAAAGUGUGGAUUUAAGAGCAGUUGCUCUGAAAUGCCAGUUUGGCACAAAGAUCUUGUAUGCAUUUAGGUUUGUGUUUCUAACAGUCAUUGGCAGAAAUUACAUCAUCUUGAUCAUGGCAAAAUAUGUCAAAUUUUACCUGGCAUAGCAUCUUAGAAAAGGAGGCAUUUUAGCAACUUGGUAUUAUCAGAAUCAGUGUAGAAAAAUGUUUGUCCUGUCACCUCUCCAGCUGAGAUAGCAUGGACAAAUUUAUGCCAUCAUUGCUUUACACAGGGAAGUGUGGCUGUCAGGGAGUAUAAGUAGGAAAAGGCAGGCAAAAGAGCUUGCACAAGACAUAAAAUGUAGCUUUACCAUCCUGAGGUACAAAGGAAUGAAGUUCCUCUCUCACCCUUGGAACAACAUUAAGAGCAGCUUGGACAGAACCAUUAACUUGGCCAGUAGUGUAUUCAUCUAAGAACCACCCUGGCCUACUAUGUAAUAAUACUAGUUUCUCCUAUUUCUUAAGGAAUUUUUUUUAAACAACCCUUUUUUUCCCUUCCCAAACUUUAUUGGCUAAAUGGUAGGUGGUAUGUAUGCUAAGGGCCUGGUGCUGCUUAAGGUUCAAGCUCUAACCUUGCUCUAAACCAUGGAAAAAUAAACUACAGAAAUGCAACCACCACCCCCUUAAAAAUACCUAUGCAAAAGAGUAGACUAGAAAAAGUUGGUCAAAUAUUUUUACUUAAUUUUAAACUCUGUAUUAAAAGUGAAUACAUUAAAUUCUCUUAUAAAAGUAAGGCACAUGCAAAAACAUUGUGCAAGUCUGACUUUCAAAUUUCUUUACAAACUAACAAGCACUAUUUUAAUUUGGCAUUUCUAAAAAGUCAUUUUCCCCAUGCAAGAUAUAUGGAAGAAAGGUGACAUUACACUAGUUAAGUCUAGAUUCUGUGCUUUCUGUACUGUGAGUAAGCAUGAUAUGGUCAGGUGGUACAGCAAUACAAAGUAAAAGCCAACAGACAGACAGUACAAACAUUGUAAAGGUGGUGACCAACAUACAAAAUUUAAGAAUGAGAAGUUGUAUCCAUUUUGAUAUAUCAGUCAUCUUUUUCAGUACAUAAUGAUUUGGCAACUCCAGUCUGUAUAAUGUCAGUGUGCAAUUCCUAGCUGUCACUGUCAUACAAUGCUGAAGACCAUGGAAAGAUACUGCUCAUAAGACACUUGAAUCCAGCCAUCUUGAUCAGUAUCAUAACGUCUGAAUACAUCAGUCAGCCUCUGAAAAGAAAAAUAAAAAAAAACUGUACACAGGGAAAGUUUAGACUACUAUAUAUUCCACUUGCCACCUAGGUUUUGAUAGCUUUAUGAACACUUUCUGAUCAUUACCCUUUGGUCAGUUUACAUUCUCAUGCAUACUAUAUUCUCAUGCAGUUCUCUGCUGUGACUCAUGUUUGAGCUAUGCAGCAGAUCUGAUUUUUAAAAUAAUUGUAUGAUACAACAUCUAAGCAUCAUUGUAUGAUACAACAUCUAAGCCUAUCUAGGCACCUCUUAGACAGUUCAGCCAGCCAGCUUCUUGUGACUGGCUUUAAAAAGGGGGAAAAGGCUCAUAAGACAUGUUCAUAAGACAUUUAAAGGUCAUACAGCUAGACAAAGAAACCAAUGAGAAUCCAAAUUCUCACCCUCUACCAAAUAAACACAGUGUUACAUUAGGAUCUCAGCUGUCUUCAUAAACCUCCUAAUUACAGAUGAGCAUUUAGAGAUGAUAGGCAAUACAGAUAAUGGACCAAAAUAAGUGCCAGUAUGGUUUCACAAACACCAGCAGAAUGACGCUCUCUUUAAAGACCUCUUUAUUAGAGUUUAAAUUUAUAACAAAGUACAGUUAACACCUACUACAAAUGAAUGCAAGAACAACUGAUGUUUUCAGCAGCAGCAAGCAGUUAUGGCUAUAAGCAUAAAGCUAAAAGGAAAGGAACAAAAACACCUGUUUGCAAAUAAGGAAGUAGUACUCCAGCACCGUUCUCUUCAUGUUGCAUGUCAGAGAACAUUUAAGAUACUGGUGCAAUGCAGGUCACUAAGAAAGAAUCCUCCCUCUCCUACUAUAAUUCAGCUUGUCCACUGCUGCAGUUUCCCAACUUUUCCUAAAGUCUUAAAUGCACUUCAGAAGAAUCAGAGCAGUUUAGAGAAACUUUAAGCAUUGAAGUGAGAAAUCAUUUAGUGAUGGAUUUUAAGCAGUAAAACAUAGCUAUAAAAAUUGUAGUUUUUCCUAAUGUAAGUAUUCAUAUAUAGGUUUGUUACAGGAAGUGUUUUGUUGUUGAUGUGGGUUUUUUGUUUUGUUUGUUCUGUUGGGUUUUUUGUGUUUUACUGAACCACUGCCCUUGCAGGAACAGCAAUUAAGACUAACCCACCCAUCUGCCAUGUCAAAUUCUUUUUUAGUUAGUCUGCCUUAAACAAAGACGUAUAAAGCCCCACAACCUAGAUUAAAAGAGUUUAAUUUCUGAUUAUCCUGGAAAGUGUCAUGGGACGUGACACUGCAGUUCUAACACACCCACGAUUUGGAGAAAACGUAUUUAUUAAACUAAUGGAAAUAGUAUUAAAUGUUUUCCUUUUAAUAGCAUUGAGACUAUUUUAUGUUAUUUUUCCCAAUACAGUUUUUGAUCUGUUAAAUAUUUUGAUCAAAUUUAAGUGAUGCAAAUGGAUAAGUGAAGACAAAGUGAGAUGUUUCUAACAUGUCCUGUCCACUUUAUUUAAAUGGAUGUUUAUUUAUAAGCAAGUUUUAUAUCUAAUAUUACAGUCAAAGUGAGAAGUUUAGGAACAGUAAGGGUUUUUUUUUCCUAAUUGGAAGUUAAAGUACACUUACUUUCUUACCUGUAAGACAACACAGCACUGAAUAAAGUCAUCAAAAGCAACUUGCCCUCUUCCUUGUCUGUCAAAUUUCCGAAUAAGGAUGUCAUAGAAUUGGUCAGAGAGUCGAUAACCUUGGAAAAAAGAAAUGAUUUAAAAGGCUUCACUUAACUACAGUCAUUCUAUAAAAAGAAUUAGAUUAUUUAGAGGGCAGGUAUAACAAACAACAACAAAAACAAUUACAAGAGACUAACUUUUUUUUAAUGAGUAUCUACUGCGUAACAAUGGCAUUCAAUUAAAAUGCAUUCAAUAAGAUCAUGCUCAAUAAUGAUUAUACACAAAGUCACAGCAAAAGAUCACUGAUUAGACUGACUAGUUGGUUGAAAGGACUGUUUAGGGCUGCAUCUCUGGUUUUUAUAAAUGAAGUCAAUUGCAUUAAAGUUCUUUUGCCAUCAGAAUCCUACUGUAGUGUAGACAGUUAGCCUUAUUUUAAAAUGAGGAAAGCUGUCAAGUCCCCUCCUAAGUUAAAACAUUUAACUGAAAUAUUGGUAAUGCUCUCAGAGCAGCUAAUAGACAGAAAAUAUUCCACACUUAUGUAUUGACAUAUGCAGGGUUUUUUUUUUGCCUCUUAUGGAAAAAAUGAAAGUGCCUGCAGCAUCGUACCUUUAAAAGGCACCUUAUAUCUAAAAAAGGUAACUGCAUUUUCACCCAUCUCAUUUUUCUUUUUAGUCACAUUUGCCAGAGUAGUACGGCCCUAACUGUAAGCUCAUUUAAUAAUACAAAGCUAUGAAAAAGCUGUAAUUACAAAUGAAUUACCAAAACCUGUUAGUGCUUGCUUUAGCUCAUUUUUGUCAAUCAUUCCAGAAUUGUCCCUAUCAUACGUUCGAAAGACAUUCUGCCAGUCUGAGAUAUACUUCCAGACUCCUGUGAAUUCACUGAAGUUCACACCACCUUUGUUUUCUCUGUCGAACAUGCCUGAAACAAAGAAAAGAAAUAGACACGUAAAACACAACUUUUCAGAUCUAUUAAUUUUAAAAAGGAGGUGAGAAUACUUUGGAAAGUUCUGAAGAAAGAUGAGAAAUUGCUGAGAUGCAAGUAACUUUCUGGAAAGUGCUGCUAAUGCAAGGCAAACACAGAAGUCCAGUGAAAGGGAAAGGUUAAAGCAAGAUAAAAGAGGGCCAGGGUGAAUCACAGAAUAAUGUUGUUUUUCCUGGGUUUUCAUUUCCAAUGUGACAGCAAAAACAUUAAGGGCUUGACUGAUCAUCCAGUGACAAAAGGAGAGAGUGUGUGGCUCUUUUCUAAGGACUUAUGGAAAGAAAAAGUCUGUAACACCCAUUGACUGCUACAUGUGCUGAAAUGCUAAUCUGCAUUUGACUUACUGAUACUUGUCAAGGCUGUGUCUUUUUUAUACAAAUAGCAUGUUGUACAGUGACAGAAUUCUGACUCCUGCUUAAUAUUUAUUAAAAAAAACAUAGCAAAAUACUUAGUCCUUAGAUUUAUAAGCAGUAUGAUAGAUAAGACUGAGCUUGAAUUUUUCCUCUUUCUGUUCUACCACUCAUCUUCUACAUUGCUGGAAUGUACUUUAAGAUGCAUUUAAAAAAAAAAAAAAAGUAAAGCCUCUGUUUUGUCUUUUUGGAGCAGAACACAGGAUUAAAAUACAAUGGGAAAAAUUAAGGCAAGCUGUGUAAUGCCUUUUUAAAUAUUUAAAGCUGACCAUUUCCCUAUACUCUUACUAUGUUUGUUAUCUAUUCAGUUGUCUAGUAACAUUUUCCCAGGUUACUUUGACAAGUGCAUGUAUGUAUACACAAAAGGAAUACAUUUCUGUUUCUCAAAGUGGCCAAUAUUUCAGUUUAUCUUACUACUAUUAGGCUGUCUACAGGAAGGAAGAGUAAAGUACUGUCUUAUAAUGAAAGAAAGACCAGCUUAUUUAUACUAUGACAACUAAACUGCUUCAAAAGGGCUUGAAACAGGCAUUUAUUAUACAAUUCAAUAUAUAAUUAUUUGUCAAAAGCCAUGCAACAAUAGGUGGAGUUCUCAAUCACCUGAACAAAACAUAAAACAACAAUAUACCCUGAAUAUUUCACAUAACACAAUUACACUCACCAAGAAUUGACCGGACUGUUGCUGGAUUAAAAGCAGUCCAUGUGCCUGAAACAGGAACAACUAAUUAGUUCCUCAAUACUAAGCAACACUUAAAAAAAAAUUCAACCAAACAACAAUUAAAAAAGCACAGAUCAAAACUUAUAUAGUGAAUUCGGAGCUAGAUGACAUGGAGCUCACAUAUGAUUAAAACAAGGCUGCUUUGAAAUAACUAAACUAUUGACUAUUCAGGGAUGACUUCUGACCAAUGCUUUACAGAAACCAAAAUAAUUUCUUCAGGCUGCACAAAACAAAACAACCACAGUUCUCCACUCAUUGGAGCAGAUGAAUUGUAAGGUAUAAAUCAAACGAGGUCUUAUAUCUAUUCCUUAGUGGGAAUAUCUGCUUAUGUCUUAUUUUGCAGGUGGAUUACUCCAGGGCAUUUAGUUUCUGACAGAAUUGGAAAAAGGGGUUCCUAACAUUUCAGAAUCACCCAGUGCCAUUUCCAGUUGUUUAGUAUAAAUUCCACCUCUGCUGCUAAAUCAAUGAAGUGUUAGUUUAAGUUAUCAUUUUCAGACCAGGAAGAAAUGUUGCUGCAUAAAAGCACUUGAGCAGUAAUCAUCUGAGGAGGAACUUUUUUCUUCUUUGAAUAUCUGUUCCUGAAUUUUGAGAGCAGCUACUCAUGUUGGACUAGUUUCCACUAGUUUGGAAGCAUUCCACAGUACUAAGAAAUGUUAAGCUGUAAAUUAAGACAUACUGCUUCUCAUCUAGAAUAUCAUCAUUACUUCUCUAGAGUCUGUGAAAGUUCCAGGAGGAUCAAAAAAGCUUGUAUGAAGUUUACUGAAGUUAAGUAUAGGGACCACAAAAUAGCCAAUAUGGCUGAAAUAUAUGGCAAAAAAUAUAUGGCAAAAUAGCCACAUGGGUACUGUAGAGAUGUUUGCAAUGAUGCAGUCUCUGACCUAAUGCAUUGGUAUUAAGCAGGCUUUCCAAAAACAUUGCUGCUUUGCUGAAUCAAGAGGCAGUGGUGUAAGUUUCACUUACACCAAUGCUGAAUUUCUCCUGUAACAGGAAACUGUAUUAGUAUAACUCUGCAGAUGCAGCAAAAAGUGGAGAAAAACCUUUACUGUAGUCAGACUAUACAACUAUUUGCACAUAAAGAGAAAUGUAAGGUCUGGGUUAGUGGAGAAAGAAGAAUAAAAGUAGCUCUGAAAAUGCAUAAGAAACAUCAGUACUUUAGAGAAUAACAAUGCCUUGGAGUUGUAUGUUUCCUGAUAAGGAUCAGAAAUAAUGGAAUUAUUAAUAGGGUGCCAGCAUUUAACUCUCAACAGAAUAGAGGAAAAAGUAAAAACAGAGUUUGAAAGAUAAUUUAUUUCAUGUUGAAAUUUUCAAAGAGACUAAACCAGAUUCCAUAAAGCAGACCAACUCCAGUGCUGAGGAACUGUACCAGUUUCAGUCUGACAGUCUGUUCUAAUAAACUUAAAGGACUACUCCCUCCACCUCCCUGACUCAUUACUAUUAAUUUUAUAUGGCAGGAGAGGAAAAAAAAGAAAGCAGAGGAUUUUAUUGUGCAAACAACUCUAAAAAGUGAUAAUCCCUUUCAGAUAAAUAUAUUGUUAUUUACAUAAAUUUGGCAUUUUGAAAUGCUGGAUGUCAAAAACACUAAAAUCCAACUUCAGUCUGUAAUGAGAGCUAUGCAUUCUUUUUUAGGGUUUUAGAAAUAAAUACAUCUACAUUCUUUUAGCCCAUGUAAGAUUGCAUGACAGCUAUGUACACUUUGGUAUAUAAGAUCUAGAAUCUUUUAGAAUAAAGGAAAACUGGAAAAUCAAGUUAAUUUGUAGUUCUGUAAACAUUUUGCCAGCAUUAAUUUGGUGGAGACUUGUCAUAACUGCCAACCAUUGAAACUGCUAAUAUGUACUGUAAAUACGGAAUGAAAAUAGUUUGGAUAGAAUUUAAUAUAUUUGUGUAAUAAGUAGUGAAGACCAUCAGAUGAGAAGAUAUUCAAAGGAUAUUAAGUUUAAAGCGGCAAAGGCUGCUAUGAACAGCACUGGAAUCUCAAAUGAAAACUGUGACUUUAUUAACUUCAGCUUUUGCUGAAGUUUUUGUUCAGAACAAAAUAUUUUAUUCAGGAAUCAGGUGAACUGAUGCACUGCUUUUAACUUAUCAAAUACAUUACUGAACAUAAACAUCUCAUAAGGCUAAUUUAUUUUAAAAAAAUACAUUUUUACCAAAUAGAUUGAUCUGAAUUUAUUACAAGUCAGGUGAUGACUGACAAAAAAGAGUCUUUUGCAGUGCAGCUCACAAUACCAGUUUAAGCCUUUCUCAGGCACAAUAGAUCAGAAAGGAUGAGAGAAUUAAACAUUCUGAGAAGCGGAACUUGACAUGGACUCAAGAUGUGCAAGCAGCUUCAAAAUCCAGUUUUUCAAAUUUCUCAGGAGAAAAAAAAAGGCCAAGGUAUAACUCCAAACAGCUCCAGUCGCCAGGAAAAAAAAAAGAAAAAAAAAAAGCUAUUGGAAAGAUUCUUCUGUUUUUAUUUGCUUCCAUAAGUUAUUUGAGCACAUCCUAGUUACUCUUCAAGUGUAAUGACAGGGAACUGAAACACUACUAUCACGUUUUAAUACUGGAUCUGGACUGCAUCUUCCUACUUCUUAAAAACAACUCUCCUCACCUAGUUAUCCCUCAUUAAGGGAGGAAAAAUAGAAAAAGUUAUUGCUCAUCAGUAACUCUUACCAAUCUUCAUUUCCUGUACCAUAAUGUACAAAAAGAUUUACAUACAGUAACAAAGCCUGGCUGUGAACAUAUAAUCUUUGUCGAGGUUAUACACUGAUGCUGGUUUAAAAAAAAUAAUAAAUGACAGGUUUAGUAGUGAUGAGUGAGGAAUAUAAAUCACUGUUUUAUGGGAAACAGCUGAAAAAAAAUAGUGAUAUACAUGCCUUCUCUCCCCAGAAGGCAAAACAAUGGGGCUUACAAUAGGAACUCUGCUUGUAGUGCAUUAUUAUUAACAUGCAUCAAAACCAGAAAAUUUUCCUUGAAAUCAAAAAAAUAAGAACAAUGGGCUCAAAAAAAAGGGGGGGGAGGAGAAGACUGUCCACUUUUCUCCUCCCCUUUAGUCUUUGUCUGUAGAUUAAAUGUUGGCUGUGUUUGGCUGUAGAUGGUGUUAAUAGGUGUUAACCCCCCCCCAGCAAAGAACUUUUACAUGAAAUAAUCAGUCUCAUGAAAUUUAGCAUUAAGUUUACAAGUAACUAUCUCACUGCUCAUUUACAGACUUACCAUUAGAUAAUGCCUGUUGAAGUUCAUUAUCAGAUAUUAUUCCACUCCUAUCUUUAUCAACCCUGACAAAAAAAAAAAAAAGUAGUAAGCUUUAAAUGUGUGCAGUUAACAGGUUCCACUUACAGUUGUGGAGAUCUAAUCAUUCUAAUUCCUACUCACAAAAAUAAGAGUAAACUUUUAGGGAAAAGUCAUCAUUUUAUUUGGUAAACCAUUUCACCUUACUACAAAUCAAACACAUCAUUAAGGCCUGUGAGACAUACUGGAACAGAAUACAAAACUACAGACAAUUCUUCUAAUCUUAUUUAUGAGUUAAGAGAUCCACACAAGCAUCCAUACUGACAAUAAGACAAUUUUGGCAUAAUCCACACAAGAAAGGAUUUUUUUUUUCUAGUAAGAGCAGAGUGCACAAUGCUGUAAUGGAAAGGUUAAAUCCACAAAAUGCCUCAUGUCACAAUACUUAGUUUGGCUCCCAAAGCACAGCCCUAACUUAGGCAUUCAGUUUCUCACGGUAAGAUGCUGGUAAUGUAGAGAAAGCCACUAAUGUAACCAGUGCAAAGUGCAGAUAUAACCUACUGCAAGCCUGACCCUCUUCUGGCAUUCAAGCACAUAAUAACAGUAAGUAGGUAGCAACUUCCACUGAGCCUUCACAGUCUAUAGUCUUGGAGUUUUGUCUUGAAGUUAAGAAACCAAGUCAUUUCUACACAGCUAAAGCAGGGUCACUCCUUUAGAAGGAUAUCUAAAGGUGAUGGUGGCUUCCUUCCAUUUUAUAGAAGGAAGGUAGUGGCCACUCAAGACUUGUUUGUCUCCAUCUUCUACUUGAGGGGGGCUCAAAUCCACAAACUCAUUUCUGAAGACUGCCACAUUUAAGCAGUUAAGAGGAAGAGGAAGGAGUGAAACCUUUUUAGGUCAAAGAAAAAAAUCAAAGCUAGGGCUAGUUUUGGAUGACUGAAGCAGAGAAAAGAUAGAGGUCCUAUAAAAUGGCAAACCUCACUUAGGUGUAGGCAUGAGGAAUGCUAAGCUAAUCAGUUCUGAAGAUAACAGACUCUACCUACCAGCUUAAUUUGAUGCUUCCUGCUUCUUGUCCUGGAGUAGGAUCAAUACUCCACAUUCUCCAUGCCACUGACAAUUUUUUAUUUCCUCUCAGUUAUUUCCAUUCCAAAGCAGAGUCAUGCUUAGCUGGUCCUUCUGUAGAAGCCAUUUUAUUUAUUCUUUGCUGUCUUUUUCUAAUCUUUUAAAAUUCUUUCUACUGUAUCAUUUCUGAGGUAGGGAAAGGAUCUAAACUGCAUAUAAUAUUCAAGUUGCAGGCAUAAGUUGCAUAGAUUAUACAAUAAUAAAAAACCAUUUCCUUUGUUAUUGUUAUUUCCUAUUUCUUUCCUAAUAAUUCCUAACAUUUAAUUUACCUUUUAUGAGCUGCUAUUGAGUGCUGACAUUUUCAUGAAAAUGUGUUAUAACUUACCUAUGCCUAUGAAUUGGUCCCGAGCAUUGGUCAGGUUAAAGAACAUUAAUGUUAUACAUAAAGUUAUGUGAAGUUAAGGUGGCUCUUCCUCUGGUAACUCACAUAUCUAUUCUGGAUUUCAUUAACCGUUAUAUGACCAUCAUCUUUCUUAAAAUCCAUCAAUCAGUAUUAUAAGGUGCUCCUGCAAGCUUUCAUAAUAAUUUUUAUACUAAGAGCGAGGACUUAGUGUAAUGAACAAAUUUCACCUAUCAUUCACCUUCAUUUCACCCUCAUAAGCAGCCCCAGUUGCUUAUGAAUGAGUUAAGUGAAGAUCCCAGAAGCACUUCAUCCAUCAGUGUGACAGAUAACCGUACGUUCUUUUUUUUAGUCAGCUAUUUAUCCAUCAAAGGACCCUCCCUUCUAUUCUACGGCUGCUAAAUUUCUUUAAAGGCCUUUGAUACUUCACACUGUUGAAAAACCUCUUGGGAAACUAUAGAGAUGUCACCUGUACCAGUUCUAUCCAUAUCUAUACUCAAUCCUUAUGAAAUAUAUUCACAGAAUUAUACAGUAGUUUGCCAGGUAGGAAUGCUUUCAACAAAAGCCAUGCAACUCUUCCCACUAACUACAUUGUUUAAAGUGGUUUGCCUGGUACAGAAGUCAGAUUGUUCCUCUGUUUCUUUCUAGACCCUUUAAAAAAAGAAGUGGCAUUCUUGUUUACCACCUCCACGUCCUCAGAUGAAGUGGUUUUCAUGCAAGAUUGGCAGGUAAGCCAUCACAUUUCCUGAGUCACUCAGGAAUUACUGAGUAAAUAUUAUCCAGUUUUAGCAAUUUAUUGUUCAUUUCAUCUACUCCUUAACCUGCAAAAACGGGUGCAGUGUCAACAUCCCCUAUUUCUCCCACAGUACAAGGACAUGAAGAAGCCAGUUAGGUUCAUUACUGCUAUCGUCUCAGCACGGGUACUUGUUUUAAUACUGGCCUACUGACUCUCUGGCAGUUUCUGCUCAUGAUGUAUCGGAUUUAUUGUGAGUUUUAAAGCUUUCUGCUAUAAGCAUUCAUCAGAUUCCUUUUUACAAGC